Sclerotinia trifoliorum is the source of this 2226-nucleotide messenger RNA. The record is from the annotation of a GenBank genome assembly. NCBI's taxonomy places the organism in Eukaryota, Fungi, Ascomycota, Leotiomycetes, Helotiales, Sclerotiniaceae.
CGCUUGGAAUCAUAUCUUGAUAUCUGCGACAAGACUCGUCCCAUAUCAACGCCAUCAUGUCAAAAUGCCCAAUCACAAUACUUUGUACAAGCUUGACGUCUAGAUCCCAUGAGACAGAUAAAGGAUUAUCAUGCUUUUGACGUGCCAGCUUUUGAGCUAGAGGUGAAUGUUCUGUCACCAUUCAUCUCAUCUCUUCGGAUAUGUCAAAUUUAGACCCCGGAUGGUUGUCAAAAUGACCGUCGAGAGACCAUUUAUCAUUAUCUGAGACUGUUGAUGUAAAGAUAUGAUGUUAAGGGAGCUAUUUACCAUACAAUAACCGAUCGAUCUGAUAUACCACAACCAAUUGGGAGAGUGACCAAUAUGCGAUACCUCAUCCAAACUUCAGACGCACAUAAGAUGUAUUAGAACGGGUGAGGAUAAUAUCUCAAGCUUCUUCUAUAGCGCUAAUUUUAUCAAGUAGGAUUCAACGGAUGAAAGUGAAAUCCUUGACCUUGUUUCCUUUCUCCGUCUGAUCUACGAAGCAGUAAAUUUCACAAGUGUGGAAAGUCAGAAUGAUAGAUGCGAAUUAUACGACCUGAUGUUCGACCUGGGAUGUGUUUGGUCCAGGUUUUGUCACAUGAUGAAGGCAUUAAUGGCUCAAGAUAUAAGAUCUGUCAAAUUGCCAAGUAAAUAUUAUUUUCCUCAUCGCAUUUGCGCUUUUCUUUCAGCUCUAUCUACAUUCUUUUCUUGUCAGUUCUGAGAACUUGAACUUUUACACUCUUUAAACUUAGCUCUUGCAAUCAAUUAUUUCAAUCUAGGCAGGCCCUUAUAUACUUGUAUUAGUCAAAUUAUUAUCUAUCAACCACUUUUCAAUCUCCAUCGUUAUCACAUCGAUUCAUCAUCAUGAAGUACGAAAUCGCAAUUCUCUUCAUCACCAUCCUAAACAUGGUAUCUGCUGCUCCUGUCGCAGAGCCAAAGAACAAAUUCAAUCUUCCCACGACACCAAAGCGAAUGCUAAGAGGUCGUGAAGUUCCUCAAGAACAUUCCCACAAUCGAUUUCUCGACGGUGUCCGUGUCAAUCUGAACAUCAACAACCCAAACAAUAUCCAAGAUCCAGUCUUUGGUCUAUUGGGUAAUGCCGCCGCUAUUAAAGGAGCUGGAUCUAUCACCAAUCCUGAUUGUCUUCAUCAAGCUACAGCCGAUCAAGCUUUCACCAAUGCCAAAGCUGCUAAUAAUAUCACCGGUAUGGCUGAUGCAUUGAUGUAUGCUGCGCUUGAAAGAAAUACUGGAUCAGUUGGUCUCGCAUCUGUUAUUUGCAAUGAAACUGCCGUCAAUUCAGAGAUUCAAGCAGUUCAACAACAUCAAGAUCCAGCUGCACCAAAUGCUGCCGCUACCAAUAAAGCCAUUGUUCUAUCACUCGCCAAACAACUUGCCUCUAUUGGAGCUGAUCCUCAAGAAGCUCUUCUUUCUGGUACAUUUGCACCUGGAACAAUUGGUGAUUCAACUGGUGCUGGUAAUAGUUGUGAUACUGAGGAUGACUCACCUGGUUGUAUCUUUACUCAAAAUCUUCUAGUGGACGAUGCUACAGCCGAUGAAAUUACAGCAGCUGUUGCAGGAACCUCAAAAAAUUCUACCUUGACAGCUACUACUUCUAGCUCAUCGAGUGACUCAACUUCUGAUGCAACAGGUGAUGGAUGUGCAGCUGCAGUAACAAGCACAAUUACAGCUUCAUCAGCAGUAGCAACAGACUCUUCCGCAUCUUCUAGAACCAACAUCACAGCAACAGGAACAAAUGUCCAAGCAUUCACCGGUACUCUAGGCGGUACACCACCUCCAGUAAUUUCCUCAGCAGGAGAUCGUCCGUUCUCAGUUAACGGCGAUACUUUUGUAGGUGAAGGAGCAGCUCUCCAAAGAAGUUGUAGCGUACAACAUAAUGCGUGUGCGAAGGCAGUUAAUAGUGGGGAAUUGGCGGGAGGAGAGGAACAAUGUGAGACGCAGGAGACGGCUUGUAAUGCUGCGAGUGGAGCGACGAAGAUGUUGAGGAGACAGGCUGGGAUUUUGUAGAUGGUUGGGUUGAAUGGCGGGUUGAUACGGAAGGGGGAUGAUAGUUGAUGAAUAUCAUGUUGAGCAUGUAUGAACGGACAAAGAUUGAUGCAUGAAUAUACACGAGAUUCAACGGGAAUAGAAGUGGAGCGUAAGGAAAUCUGGUGAUUUAUACGGCGUUCAAUAUUUAACAGUAAACCUAUG